AUGGGGAAGAGUAGUUCGGUUCGCUCCCAAAGCUCCAGUAAGAGACAGUACAAGGGAGUGAGGAGGAGGAGCUGGGGAUCCUGGGUCUCAGAGAUCAGAGCACCACAUCAGAAAACCAGGAUAUGGCUCGGCUCUUACUCCACACCGGAGGCCGCGGCGAGGGCUUACGAUGCAGCUCUGCUCUGUGUCAGAGGCUCAUCUGCCGCUCUGAACUUCCCGGCCUCCCUUCCCCCUCACCACUUUCCUGCCACUGUCAUGUCGCCGAAGUCUAUCCAAAGAGUUGCUGCUGCAGCAGCUGCCAAUGCUAACAUUGCGGGUUCACUUUCUUCUACCAAUCCAUCACCUCCUCUUCCUUCGCCUUCUCGAUCACUUGAUGCCGAUGAAGAUCAGCAUCCUCUAAUGGCAAGCUCAACUACUUCAACCGCAAAUGAAAAGACGGAUGAUGAAGCUUUUAUUGGACUUGGAACCUUCCAAUCACCAAAGUUCACAGAUGAGAUGAUCAACCAACUGAUCUAUUCCUGGGAGGAGUGUGAGGAGGAGAUUGAUGACUUCAACCUGUGGAGCUUCUUCUAGGAAAAUACUUGUAGGUUCAUCCAAUUUUUUGCUUCUAUUCGUGUUAUGAACACCAAAUUGCCCUUAGUUAAUCUAUCUACUAGAUAGCAGGCAGCUGUAAAACUUUGUUCUUGAUGUAUUAUACAACAGUCAUUUCUGCAA
Zingiber officinale is the source of this 714-nucleotide messenger RNA. RefSeq names its product ethylene-responsive transcription factor ERF014-like. The coding region runs from base 1 to 573 and encodes 190 amino acids. The record is from RefSeq and is a predicted model, not a curated record. Lineage: Eukaryota; Viridiplantae; Streptophyta; Magnoliopsida; Zingiberales; Zingiberaceae. The transcript has a single exon. Gene Ontology annotation, molecular function: DNA-binding transcription factor activity; DNA binding. Gene Ontology annotation, biological process: regulation of DNA-templated transcription.